CCUUAUGUGGCUAUAGUACCUUCAUUUGCUUAUGCUUUCAUGGCUGCUUUGCUUGGUUUUUUAGGUUACUACCAUUGCCUUGCUGCUGUUUUACUUUCUUUAGCUAUAGUUUUAGUUCACGGAGAUAUUCACAGUAGCUUUAACAUGGGGUAUGAAGUGAAGAGAAAUGAAGUGAAAAGCUGUGAUUUUUUUCAAGGAAGUUGGGUUUUUGAUGAUUCUUUUAACCCUCUUUAUGAUUCUUCGAGUUGUCCCUUAGUCGGCGGUGGCUUCGAUUGCCAAAAAAAUGGCAGACCUGAUCGGAAUUACCUCAAGUAUAGAUGGCAACCUAAUGACUGUGCACUCCCCAGGUUCAAUGGAAUUGGUUUCCUGGAGAAAUAUAAGAACAAGAAGAUACUUUUUGUGGGGGAUUCAUUAAGUAACGAUAUGUGGAGAUCACUCAUUUGCAUGCUACAUUCUGCAAUCCCAAACCCAAACUACACAUUUGCUUCAAGAGGCCUGCUCUCUACAUUUUCAUUGCCGGACUAUGGGGUAUCAGUUAACUGGCUGAAAAAUGGGUUCCUGGUGGAUAUGGCUUAUGAAAAAAUUGGUAAAGUUUUGAAGCUUGAUUCAAUCAGUACUGGGCAUUUGUGGCUUGGAGCUGAUGUCUUGAUCUUCAAUAGCUACCAUUGGUGGACUCACUCCGGACGUUUUCAAUCAUGGGACUACUUCCAGUAUGGAAACAAGACAGUGAAAGAGAUGGAUCACAUGGAAGCAUACAAGAUUGCAAUGACAACAUGGGCAAAUUGGGUUGAUACCAACAUUGAUCCUUCAAAGACUAGAGUCUUCUUCCAAGGAGUUGCUGCUGUUCAUUUCAAUGCCAAGGAAUGGGGUGAACCAAGCGAUAAAGGUUGCAUUAAACAAACGGAACCAUUGAAAGGGUCAACAUAUCCAGGGCCUCCUGUGCCCGGGGAAGCUAUUCUAAAGACUGUUUUGAGUAAAAUGACUAAGCCUGCCUAUCUACUUGACAUUACUUUGCUGACACAGUUAAGAAAAGACGGUCAUCCUUCAAUCUACGCCGGUGCUGGCCCCAAGCUCAUCGAUUGCAGCCAUUGGUGUCUUGCUGGUGUGCCUGAUACUUGGAAUCAACUAUUAUAUGCAGCUUUGGUUCAAAGCUAAGUUAUUCUUUUCCUUAUAGUGUGGGGAGAAAAUUUACCAACUAACUAACAACCACGUUGGUUGUUUCUUAUGGUAAGGGAAUCAAGUUUUAGUUACAAUAAAAAGAAAUCUUUCUUUUUUCUGAAUAUCUAAGAAAAAAUAAUCAGCUUCUGCGACACCUGCAACCAGUCUGGUUGCUAGCUACCAGUCAGAUGAGCUAGUCAUAACCUAGCUUCAUCGUCACAGAUGCCAAAAGGAGCUAUUGCAACCAGGAUUUAGUCACCAGUAAAAACUAAUGAAGUUUUAUCCCAAUUUAGAUUAUAAUCAUUAAAAUUAAAAGAAAUAAAUGAUGAAUUAUUUGAUUAAUGAAUCAAACAAACUUGGUUCAAUCCCAAGGAACUACAGAUAUGAUUUAAAUUACAUGCUACCGAAACUGAAACAUACAUCAUAAACAACAAUCAGAGUUUAGCAUCCAACUUCAGCUCAAGAAAGGUAAAGAUUCAUUUCAAAUACCUCAACAAUCAAAAUAUAAACAAGUGCAGCAUGCUGUCAUGGAGAGCCAAAGAAAGAAG
Gossypium arboreum is the source of this 1706-nucleotide messenger RNA. RefSeq names its product protein trichome birefringence-like 42. The transcript has 5 exons. The record is from RefSeq and is a predicted model, not a curated record. Bases 40 to 1155 code for a protein of 371 amino acids. Gene Ontology annotation, molecular function: O-acetyltransferase activity. Lineage: Eukaryota; Viridiplantae; Streptophyta; Magnoliopsida; Malvales; Malvaceae. Gene Ontology annotation, cellular component: Golgi apparatus.